CACCUUGACCUUGUUCGCUACCUUUGGCAUCAACUUCUCCCCCACUUCUACUCCCACUACCCUCACGCCUUCAACCAUCUUCCACAUAAAUUCUUUCGUCGUCUAACCACUCAAAUCUUACGGCAUUCCCCCCCCCCCCAUUCCUUUGUCCUUCUUUCCCGCGCACAGCCAGCUGUGCCUUGCUCUCCGGCUUGAUUAAAGUUGGACUGGUUCCACCAAGGUUUCAACAGCAAUCCAGAAAGAGGAUUCAGUCAUGCUUCAAGAACAGUCCCGCAAGAAGUGGAAGGCAGAGCUGUCCAACAGCAACAAGGCCCGUCGUGACCGCAAGAAAGGCCUCAGAUUGAACCCGACAUUUUUUAACAAGGGCUCUAACCAACUCUCAUUACUCGGACGCCGCAAAGCUACAAACGGAGCCGCUAUUGAAGCUUCUGCCACAGUAACUUUGUUUCCCACCUCGGCGAACACUGUCGAUUUAUUGACUCCGGCCCUGGUGGACCUCACCACCCCUCCGAAGACAACUGCUGUUCCUCAUAGCGCCGCGGAUUCGGCCUACUAUAGCGCCCCUAACACUGUGUCGAAGAGCGUCUCUCCCCCACGUCACAUGCCCCCCGGCACCAUCGAUCCGGUGGUGCUCCAGAACGCGCAGGACUCUACUGCACCCGAUUACUCCGUCGCCGACUAUAGCUUCAAGAUGCACGAUAACACGGACAGCCAGUUCUACAAGAAGUUCAUCAAGAAGAAGUUUCCCCACCCCGUCUCAGCGAGAAACGGUCUCAAGCCCAUUAUGCGUCAGGUCCUUCAGAAGCCGGAGGACCGUCCCCUGGUCGCCAAGGCUUAUCUCAAGAUCAACUUCCGCGCCGGCACUAUCCGCGGUGGGACGAGGAUGGUUAGGAUGCCCGUUAGGAAGCCUGGCGAGCGAAGAUGUGAUGGCCCUCAUGAGGAGAUGACCUGGUACUUUGGGCCAAAGGUUGGAUACAACUAACGGGGGGAGAAGAAAAAGUCCCAGGAAUCUUUGAUCAUCUAAUUUGCCGGUACAUCUCGGCCCCACAUACUCACCUCGACACCACUUUUACGCUCUCCAUCACGAUCCUCAACCAGAAAAAGGAAAAGAAAAAAAGAAACGAAUCCCUCGAAUACCACUCUCACGAUGAAAACCAAUUUCCUUUGUUUUUUCUCAAAUGUCAAUUCUCUACCAUCUCGGGCGGCCUUUUAUCGGAGUUCAUCUGGGGGGGUUUGCUUAUUUUUGAUAUCUCUUGACGGGAUGAUAGAAGCGAAGUAAGGGUAAUGACGAACGAAGGUAGGGCGGUACCGGAACUAGGGGUUUUUUCUCCUUUCGGCGCGAUUGCGAAAAAGUAUUCUUUCUUUCCAUAUUUUCUCGCCGUUUCUCUAUUUCUGGGUCCUAGUACGCUAGUCUCUCUUUUCCUUUACCUCUACAAAGUCUCCGGGACACCAUCUUCUCUUCUUGUCCAAAGGUCUUCUCUUUUUUCAUCUUCUUUUUCUCUCUCUCUUUUUUCCUUACUCACUCAAUCAUUCUCCUUUGUUGGGUCUGUUUCCGGAGUACACUUCCCACGGCGCUGUAUGGCUUUUUAGAUCUUAGAAAGGGCAACGGGUAGGGUUUUACUUUGGGGUUCUUCUACGGUCUUGUGGUUAUUUUUCUUCCUUCUACAUUUUACCUUCGUCCUCUUUUUACUUUCACCGGAGUUUUACAUCUUCCUAGUUACUCUUUUCUCUGUAAACACCAUUGCUUCUUUUUAACGAACUUGUAUUUGAUGCGGAUAUUAUCAUCCCUCUCUCUUUUCUGCAUUCUCCUUCCUUUCCUUUUUUUUUUAUUUCUUGGUCGGACUGCCGUAUUAUACAUACCCUGGUUCAGAAUGGGGGAGGGGUAUCACGCGCCGCCUACUGUUGCGGCUCGGGUGUUCAUUUCUCACUCCCUUCCCCCCACACACCACCACCACCACCACCCCAUUCUUUCUUUUUUCUUUCUUUUUUCCUUCCUGAUUUCAUUUUCCUUUGCCUAUGUAUAUAAUUUACGUAGUUGCCACCAUACUCUACAUACAAGACUUUUUUCAGUCUAUAACAUAUCGUGUUACCAUACAUCAUAGCCUUCAUUACUUAUUUAUUUUUUGCAGGGGUGAAGGGUGAAAGGGGCGGGGAAGGGAGGGUACGGUUUAUCGAUUCGCAGCCGUAGAUAUCUGCCAAUUAGUGCGAUGCGCUCCGCGCUUUGGCUUAAACCAGGGGAGAUAGUGGCGGUGGGUGUCUCGUAUGGAUGGAUGGACGCCGACACGAACAACGCGCACUGAGGCUCCUGCCUGAUAUGACGUUUCCCCCUCCACCCUUCUUUCCCUCCUCCCUCCCCCUUUCGCUUGGCGUGGAAUAUACUGCUCGUAGGCCAACUGCCAGGCCCUCCACUGCAGAGUACUACUCACCGUGCGCCAUCUACCAUAAGUUCACAGUUUACGCUCGGACAUCCCCCGCGCGCACUGUCAUUUAUCGGCUGGAGAGAAAGAAAGAAAGAAAUAACACUGAAGAUGGUCAAGAAGGCUUUUGUUCUCGUCGCGGAUGGGUCGGAAGAGAUCGAGUUCGUCACUGUUUACGAUGGUGUGGCGGGAUCCGAUUUCUCGUGUUUUGUUCUCGUUCUGUUCCGAUAACGGGUGAGGUGGGGUGGUUCCGAGCUGACGGUUGUUGUUCUGAAUACGGUAGUUUUGGUCCGCGCCGGAUUCCUGGUUUGCUCUAUCGGGGUGAAUAUUUCGGAUUCAUUUGCUAGGUAUUAUUCUGCUUUCCGUUGCUAUAUGUCUACUGUUCUCCAGUUGAUGUUGGUUGGUAGGCUUUCUCGCGGGGUGAAGAUCAUCCCGGACGUUCAGAAUCUGGAUCCUGAGGCUCAGCUUGUAUCUCCUUCUUCAGACCCCCCCCCCCCCCCGAAUCCUAAACUAUCAUAGAGCUAAUGAAUGCACACGCAGCCGGAUCUGAUAGUAUUACCUGGCGGCGCUCCCGGCACAAAGACCUUUGAAGAGAGUGAUGCUGUUUCUAAACUGAUCAACAGGGCUCAGAAGGAGGGGGUGUACAUUGGCGCUAUCUGUGCUGCUACAAAGUAUUUCCCCCCUACCUGCCCUCCGUAAACCGCCUUGUGAAGGCCAGCUAACAGUAAUCAGAGCGCUCGUGAGGUUCGGCGCCGAAGGCGGCUGGAAGGCCAAAGUUACCAGCCAUCCGAGCGUUCAGGAGGCGGUUGUUGAGGGAGGCUGGGAGUACGCUCAGGACAGAAUCGUCCUCGAUGGGAAGAUUAUCACUUCCAGAGGGUUUGUUGCGCACCUGUCUAGAUGUUCACCGAGAGGCAGAGGCUGAUCAGUGAAUCUAGACCCGGGACGUCAUUGCUGUUCGCUUUGACUCUUGUUGAGACGCUUUGUGGGAAGGAGAAGCGUGAGGUAUGUUGAGUACGGCUCAUAAACGUGGCUUGAAGGUUUAGCGCUAAUACUGGUACUGGCUUAAUUACAGGAAGUGGAAAGGCCCAUGAUUACGGCUAGCGAGUUGUAGUUGAUCGAUGUUGCUGUUUUGGUAGGACCGGUAGGGCCCCCGAGAGGGUGCGGUAUGCCGUAAAACAGCCGAGGAAGUCAAUUGCCCUGUAGCUGGGAAUUCGAAAUAAGCUUAUCACAAUAAGAGGGGAAGAAAGGGAGAAGGGUAAAAAAAAAGACAGAGACAAUUACCAUGAU
Molecule: messenger RNA, 3704 nt
Organism: Tuber aestivum (summer truffle)
Lineage: Eukaryota; Fungi; Ascomycota; Pezizomycetes; Pezizales; Tuberaceae
Source: the annotation of a GenBank genome assembly